This is a messenger RNA of Clavispora lusitaniae ATCC 42720, 1182 nucleotides long. RefSeq lists its product as uncharacterized. Gene Ontology annotation, molecular function: hydrolase activity, acting on ester bonds. Gene Ontology annotation, cellular component: endoplasmic reticulum membrane. Gene Ontology annotation, biological process: GPI anchor biosynthetic process. The record is from RefSeq and is a predicted model, not a curated record. Lineage: Eukaryota; Fungi; Ascomycota; Pichiomycetes; Serinales; Metschnikowiaceae.
AUGCUUAUUGGAAACACACUCAUAUGGUUCUUUGUGGUCCAACUCUUCGGUUUCACAGUGGGAUCUCCAGGAGAUAAUUUGGAUGAGUUUGAUGAUUGUCUCUUUCAGUGUCGGCAAAUAGCAUGUUACAACAACCCAUACCAUAUUCUACAAGAGGAGUACAAGGACAUUUGGGCAACACAAGAUUUAGAGUACCACAGAUACGAGCCACUGUGGCAUUUUGACUCAAGUUUACCAUGGUAUCUCAAGCUAUUAUUGUGGAAUUGCCCAUCCAAUUGCGAUUACACAUGCCAGAGAAUUAUAACUAAGGAACGAAAAGAAAACCAUGAUGAGGUUUACCAGUUCCAUGGGAAAUGGCCUUUCCUCAGAGUCUUUGGUAUUCAAGAGUUCGCUUCAAUGGUAUUUUCCCUCUGCAACUUUAUCCCACAUUACCUUGGUUAUAAAAAGAUUAAGAAAACAGCAAAUGAGAAUCCACAAAGCAAGCAAAUCCUUAGCAGAGCGUUCUUCAACCUUAAGCUUAUGGCAGUAAUCACACAGAUGGCUUGGAUAUUUUCAGCUAUUUUUCACGUCAGAGAUUUCGAUAUUACAGAAAAGUUGGACUAUUAUUUUGCGGGCCUUACUGUCCUAUCUGGUUUCUACAACCUUGGCUUCAGAUACUUCAAGUUAUACUUGCACUCACGCAGGUUUUAUGGUAUCAUUUUCACAUUCCUUUGCAUUGCCGCUUACGCAGGCCACAUUUAUCGCCUUGUCACCGAUUGGCUGUAUACUUACAACAUGAGGGCAAACAUCUUCGUGGGAGUCUUACAGAAUAUUUUUUGGGGGCUUUCAUGCUACUCGCUUUACACCAAAUACUACGAAGAAGAGAAGGAGGAAAAAAGCCUCAACUUAAGUCACCUAGAUUACGUUGUACCAGGUCGCACAAUCUUGGGAAAAUUCUACAAGAAGUCACCAAAACUCUACUCAUUAUAUCCACUAAUGAUGUGCUUCAUAGUUAUCUGUGGCAUGGCCCUCGAGAUUUUUGAUUUCCCGCCUUUCUUUUUCGAUUUGAUUGAUGCUCAUUCAUUAUGGCAUUUGGUUACAAUUAUACCUCCGGUCAUGGGAUGGUACGAUUGGCUAAUAUGGGAUGUCAAUGAAAACGUUUACAAAGAUAUCAAAGCAGAGAUCGAUAAGAAAGAACAAUAG